This is a messenger RNA of Artibeus jamaicensis (Jamaican fruit-eating bat), 10527 nucleotides long. It is a transcript of the gene PGAP1, whose product is annotated as post-GPI attachment to proteins inositol deacylase 1. Gene Ontology annotation, cellular component: endoplasmic reticulum. The record is from RefSeq and is a predicted model, not a curated record. The transcript has 27 exons. Gene Ontology annotation, biological process: endoplasmic reticulum to Golgi vesicle-mediated transport; GPI anchor metabolic process. Bases 120 to 2888 code for a protein of 922 amino acids. Lineage: Eukaryota; Metazoa; Chordata; Mammalia; Chiroptera; Phyllostomidae. Gene Ontology annotation, molecular function: phosphatidylinositol deacylase activity.
CGCCCGCUGCCCGAGCGUCGGCGCAAGCGCGCGCUGCUCCGGCUCGGCUCCGGCGCGGGCGGCCAGGAGCCCUCGGCUGGCUCAGUUAAUGCUUGGGGCCUCGUGGUGGCGGCGGCACGAUGUUUCUUCACUCUGUCAACUUCUGCAACUUGGCGUUCUAUGCCUUCAUGAUCUUCAUGGCCACCCUAGGGCUGUGGGACGUCUUUUUCGGCUUCGAGGAGAACAAGUGCAGUAUGAGCUACAUGUUUGAGUACCCGGAGUAUCAGAAAAUAGAACUUCCAAAGAAAUUGACAAAACGCUAUCCUGCGUAUGAAUUAUAUCUUUAUGGAGAAGGAUCCUAUGCUGAAGAACACAAACUUCUCCCUUUAACUGGUAUUCCAGUUCUCUUUCUUCCUGGUAAUGCUGGAAGUUAUAAGCAAGUUCGUUCUAUUGGCUCUAUUGCACUAAGAAAAGCAGAGGACAUUGACUUUAGGUACCACUUUGACUUCUUCAGUGUGAAUUUCAACGAAGAGCUGGUGGCACUGUAUGGUGGAAGUCUUCAGAAGCAGACCAAGUUUGUACACGAAUGUAUUAAAGCUAUUCUCAAACUCUAUAAGGGCCAAGCAUCUGCUCCAAAAAGUGUGGCGAUAAUUGGCCAUUCUAUGGGUGGCCUUGUUGCAAGGGCACUGUUGACACUGAAGAAUUUUAAACAAGAUCUGAUAAAUCUCCUCAUCACACAAGCCACCCCCCAUGUUGCUCCCGUGAUGCCCUUAGACCGCUUCAUUACAGAUUUUUAUGAAACUGUAAAUGACUAUUGGAUUCUAAAUGCUGAACACAUAAAUUUAACCACGCUCUCUGUAGCUGGAGGAUUCCGGGAUUACCAAGUUCGUUCAGGACUGACUUUUCUGCCAAAACUAAGCCAUCAUGCCAGUGCCUUAUCUGUUGUGAGUACAGCAGUGCCUAAGACCUGGGUGUCAACAGACCACCUCUCCAUCGUGUGGUGCAAACAAUUACAGUUGACUACAGUUCGAGCAUUCUUUGACCUUAUUGAUGCUAAUACUAAACAAAUAACUGAAAAUCCCAAGAAGAAAUUGGCAGUUUUGAGCCACCACUUUAUAAGACACCCAGCAAAACCCUUUGAGGAAGACCCAACACUAAUUGUCGAUUUAACAGAGACAUCUCUGUGGGUUCCAGUAAAAGUGUCAAAAUGGACCUAUGUAGCUUACAAUGAAUCUGAAAAAUUAUAUUUUACAUUUCCUCUUGCACACCAUAGAAAAAUCCACACUCAUGCCUAUUGUCAGAGCAACAUGCUGGACACAAAUAGUUGGAUUUUUGGCUGUGUAAACACCACUCUUAUUUGCCAGCAAGGGGUUGAUCUGUCAUGGAAAACUGAACUGCUGCCGACAAUGAAGUCUCUGACGUUAAGACUUCAAGACUAUCCAUUUUUGUCUCAUCUUGUCGUUUAUGUGCCAUCUGUUCAUGGAAGUAAGUAUGCUGUCGAUUGUGAAUUCUUUAAAAGAGAGGCAAGAUCCUUGCAGCUUCCUGUAACUCAUCUUUUUUCCUUUGGAUUGUCUUCAAGGACAGUGAUAUUAAAUACAAAAGGCCUGUUCUAUAAUAUAGAGCUUCUGAACUUUGGACAGAUAUACCAAGGUUUUACAAUCAACGUAGUAAGCAAGUGCGCAGCAGUCAAAAGCGAAAUAACUAGUAUCUAUAAACUUCAGAUUCCAUGGUCUUAUGAAGAUUCACUAACCAUUGCACAGGCUCCAUCUUCAACGGAAAUUUCUCUGAAACUUCAUGUUGCUCAACCAGAUAAUUACAGCUAUGUAGCCUUGUUAAAAAUGUACACGUCCUCAGACUGUCAGUAUGAGGUAACAAUUAGGACUUCCUUUUCACAAAUCCUUGGACAGGUAGUUAGAUUUCAUGGUGGCGCUCUUCCUGCUUACAUUGUAGCUAACAUUCUUCUUGCUUACGGAGGACAGUUAUACUCUCUUUUCUCAGCAGGUCAUUGCUUAGAAUAUGCUACUAUGUUGGAUAAAGAAGCCAAACCAUACAAAGUUGAUCCUUUUGUAAUUAUGAUUAAGUUUCUAUUGGGACAUAAGUGGUUUAAAGAAUUGUGGGAUGUUUUCUUGUUACCAGAAUUAGAUGCCAUCUUUUUAACUAGUCAGAGCAUGUGCUUCCCCCUCGUGUCCCUGAUUCUCUUCCUGUUUGGAACGUGCACUGCCCACUGGGGUGGCCUGCUGUCCUCUGCGUCGGUGCGGCUCCUGUCCUCGCUGUGGCUCGCUUUGAAAAGGCCCUCAGAACUUCCUAAAGAUAUCAAGAUCAUGUCAUCAGACGUAACCAUUUUGACCAUUGUUUUGAUCAUAGUUAGUUGGGCGACUUGUGGAGCAUUGGCCAUACUUCUCACUUAUCUGUACUAUGUGAUUAAGAUUGUUCAUCUGCAAGCCAUUCUAACAAAUUUUAAAAAUAGCCAAACUGUGAACCCAAAACACCCUAGAAGAAGUGAAAAAAAAUCCAACCACCAUAAAGACUCUGCAGCACACCAUCUUCGUUUGUCUGCCGGUGAUGCUGAGGACAGUCUCCGCAUGCACAGCACUGUGAUCAACUUACUCACCUGGAUCGUGUUACUCAGCACGCCGUCCUUAAUUUACUGGUUCAAGAACCUUCGGUAUUACUUUAAACUUAAUCCUGAUCCAUGUAAACCUUUGGCAUUUAUCCUUAUUCCAACUAUAGCAAUUCUUGGAAAUACUCACAACAUUUCAAUAAAGUCAAGUAAAUUGUUGAGGACUGCUUCACAAUUUCCACUUCCUCUGGCUAUUGGUGUGAUUGCUUUUGGGUCUGCACAGUUAUACAGGGUUCCAAGUUGUGUUUUCAUUUCUCUUUUCCUCCAUGCAUUAUGUAACUUUAUGUAGGGUUGGAUCUAAGGGAUGGUGAUGGUGAUUUUGACCCUUAGGGUCACUAGUAAGAGAGGUUGCACAGAUCCGUCAGUACAGACAAGAUGCUUUGGAGAAGACACGUCUAUUUUUACAAUGUUGAAAACAGGAAAUUAGUUUUGUAAUGCUUGAAGAGAGUAGUUGAAGCAUGGUUCUGUUUGGUGGUGUGACAUCUGUGUAAUACUCAUUUUUUAAAAAAUUGGUGGACACUAUCUUGGAGGACUCCUCUGCAUAUCAGCUCGUCUGCUUGGCUGGUCACACGAGGGAGCUUCUCCUAAACACCCAGUAAAUGUAAAGCAUUUUUCGUGACCUCACCUCAAGCAUUUUGCUCAUUUCAUCAAACUUUCUUCUGAAAAAUGGGUUACUUUGUAUCUACAGUGCGUAUUGAGAAAAUCGUUUUAAAAGAUUAAUGAAAUUCACAACCAUCUGCUCUCUCCCAAAUGGAGUAGCCACAAAGAGUGUUUGGCCUGUCCUCAGCAGCCGUGGCGAACCACCUAGGUCUUUUGUUUUCUCACAUCUGUGAAAACACUGCUUUUUAUUUUAAGGAGACGUGUUUUCUUAGUAACUGAUGGAACACCAGUGGACAGAAAUAAUUCAAACUUCCAACUUAAUGAAAUGUUCUUGUUGCUUUACAAAUGCAAACCUUAGCUUUAUUCCUGGUGAAUUUGAGGAGACUCAUUACAGAGAUCUGUUGUUAAACUUGAAGAAAAUCCCCAAUGACACUGACUUGCUGGGAUUGGAACACAUCAGUUAUUCGUUCUAUACUGUUUCCUUUACCAGUUUUACCAUUGACCCGUGGUUGCCAGAAGUGCCUCAGGUCCAGUUACUAAAAUAACAUUCCAGUGGUCAGAAAAAACUCCAGGUUUUCCGUUUUUGACUACUGUGGGAAGAAAUUAGCAUGAUCAUGUACAGUACCGCAUUUGGUGUAUAGAAUUAUACUGUUAAUGGAGUAACAGACAGACUGGUGCUCCACUAAUAGCAUAAGUAUGAACAGUGAACCUGAAUAAAGUACAGGCUGUAGCCUCUAGGUUUAACAGUGCAAUCCUAAUUUGCCAAGGUGAUCACUGUUUGACAGGUAAGAGAAUGAUAUUUCUAUAUUUCACUUCAGAUUUCAGCUCAUUUUUAACUACAAGAGUAGGAAGUAGGUAAUGGAGCUAGGUAUCUUUGCCUUAAGAAAGGAUAAACUCAGGCUGAGGUGUAUCUGGCUGAUAGAGCCCUUCCUUUAGAUGUAUAUGCUGUAAAUACCUAAAACCUCUCAAGUCCUUAAGUCUCAGUAAUUCCACUGUUGCACCUGUGAACUUGUGUCCUUCUUAGUAUUAGAGUACCAAGUUCAUCUUAUGUGCCGUUGCAUCUGGAUUCCAUUAGAACCUCUCAGCUGUUACUGCCUUUGGAGGGUUAUCCCCACAUUCCUGCUGGUCACUCCAGGAAUGAGUCACUCCACAGGGUCGCUCCACUUCUCUUCUCAGUUGUUCCUCAGGUCCUUGCUCUUUUGGCAUCAAAGAGGGUCUUGCUGUUAUUUCUGAGGCUUGUAAGUUUGUUUGAUUCCAUUUUUGUCUUUCCCAACUUCAUGCCUAUUGUUCAGAAGUCGUAUUUUCACUUUACCAAUUCCAUUAAAGAGAAGUGGUAACCUCAUAGUGUAGUGUUCAUGGCAGACAUACCAGGCUCUUAUUUGAGACAAGUAGCAAAAGGGAUAAAAUACAAAAUGCUUAUGUGUUCAGUACCUGAAAGGAAAGAGAAUGUAUUAGAUUAUACCCCCAUCCCAUGGACCACCACACAUAUGUUUCAGUAAGGACACAUCUGCCAACGUGUAACUUAUACAUGUUCUCAUAGGCAACUUCUGCACACAAUGUGUCUGUUAUUUUCUUCAUGGGUGUAAUUGUAUUUCAAGUUACAGAUUAAAUGUGUCGCUUAACUAUUUCUGAAUUCAAACUUAGGUUUACACACAGAAAGAACUUUAGAAAUAGUUGUUAAUUUGAAUCCCUUUGACAGCCGUGAUCACUGUUUCGUGUUGUGAAGUCUCCGUGUUUGGUGGGUGCUGCUCAUGAACGCAGUGUAACUAACGAGCUUCAAGUUCCCCCUCCUGAGUAGUGGUGUGCAUUAGCUUUUUAGAGCAGCAGGCGAGGCACACUCAUUGUCGUUAACAGAUCUCCUGGGAGUGUAGUUAUCAAGUUCUAAAGUCUUACUGGUUCUAACAAAACAUUGCAUCUUAGAGCUGCAAAAAGGAUUCUAAUUAAACAUUUGAGAAAUGACAGUAGGUUGGGUCUUUAGCCAUUGUAUACAUAAAUAUACAGACUUUUUAAAACAUUUCCACAGGGUCUUCACCAAGUCUUGAUGCACUUUAAGCCCAAAUAACUACCAGAGAGGAGAAGGUAGGCUCUGAAGAUUAGCAAAUGUGGAUGUUUCUGUCACUCAAGUGAAGGAAAGCGCUUUUCUGUUUCCAUCACGGAUUGUUUCUGUCGCGCUUAGGACCCGUGUCAGCUGGCGGAGCAGCUCGGCCUCGACAGGGCUGUCACUGAACACGGGACUGUGUAUUGGUGGUCGGGGACUGUCCGGUUCAGCAACCCUGCUGUUUGUUGAUACACUUUUAUUUAGAACUUGCUGAGUUUUGAGUAACUGAGUAACUUUUUGCUUAUAAAAAUUACUCCUGGUCCUUAUGGUUGGUAAUGGGAUCAGACAGAGACAGGCAGGAGAAACAGUAGCACUUGCACUGUUUCUAAAGCUUCCCCCAGAGUUACGACUCUUACAGUUUACACCUGAUAACACAUAGAAAUCGUCAAAGCCCUUUUUCUUGGAUCUCCUUCCUGCCAGAAAUUAAACAGGUUCUGCUAAGUGUUUCUUCAUUUGUCACCAGAAUGGAAAUAUUCAAAAGAGCGGUCCUAAAAAAACCACUUGUGCCUGAUUAACAUUGAUUUUUUUUUUAGUCUCUUUAAUAUACAUUGAUCAUGUAUCAGUCUUCAUAUAUAUGUAUAUAUUUUUUUUUGGUCAGAUAAAUUUAGAUAUAUAAUGGAAACCUUUUCUUGAUCCAACUCCACUAUGAUACCUACAUGAUUAUAUAGUAGGGAAAAAGAAGGAGGGCACUCCAGUAGGCCUAGAAAACGUUUGUUGUGGAUUUACUGUGUCAGUCAUGCAGCCGUUUCUUCCUUACACCGACGCACGGGAGGCAUAGUGUCCGAUCUGUUCUGUAUCUGGUUCUGACACUUACCUUCAGAACUUCCACUUGUAGCAUACUUCAUUUACUUCACCCCACUGCUCACUAGCACUUCUUAUAGAAGGUGGUCAAGGAAAAUAAAAGGAAGUAAAACUGUUUUCAGUUCAGUUCCUGAAAGCUCUGGGGAAAACGGGGGAAGCACAAAGACCGUGAGACAGACUAGGGCAGUUGAUUACGGAACCCCCCAGGUUGGCCUAUGUUUACAUCUUACACGUUAGGUCUGAAUUAGUGUAACGUCAUACUUUAUUACAAGGUUUAGUGCAGAACUUUACAGUGUUGCAUUUGCAAUUUUAGUAAAUUAAAAUCAGUUAGGAAGAAGGUGUGAAUGUGCUGUGACUUUCUAUGACCAGGCAUUGUGGGUUGCCUUUCAUCAGCAGCCUUUGAUUUCUCAGUAUGUCUGGGGAACAGGACACCUUGGGAAGUCGGGGUGGAGGGGUCAGUUUGGAGAGCAUGGCACGCCCCAGGGUGAAGGAGGCACAGAAAUGUCUUUGUAUUAUGAAAUUAGACCCUGACUGAAAACCCUGUUGCCACAUAAGGUAAAUAAAUAAAUGUAGAAGACAUUCUAGGAAAUGGCAAGGUGAUGGGGAGCUGUAUUAGCCCGGUCUUUUUGGAUAAAGGACAUUUCGAUUUCUUUCAGGAACUCUUGUUUAUUCUUUUCCAAUAAGUUUUAACAGCCUGAGGAAAUAGAAAGCUAUGAAGCUACUCACAUUUUUUAUUGUUAAUAAGGAGGAUAGGAAAGAAAAGUCAGGUCAGUAAUCCAAAUGUGUGUACUUAAAUGUCCAAGAACUCGCUUCCCUUGAUAAUGUAUUCUGAAUACAGAAGAAUGACUUAUGUAUAUUAAUAACUUAAGAAUGGAGUAAAAUUUGGAAACAGUGAGAAUAGGCUACUAUUCAUUAAUAGUAUAAAUACUAGGAUGGGCAACAGUAGGUUUACAGUAGUUCACCUGGAAAGUAAAUGAUACAAUAAUAAAAACACAAAAGUAAACUGUGUCUCGUGUACCCACAACUGUAAACCUGGUUUUGCCUGCCCCUGUGUCACACUGCACAGGGAUUGGUAACACGUCUUUCAAAAGCUAGAUGAUCUUAUCAGCUACACUUUGAUUACAUUGUCCACGGCUGAAGUUUUUUAAAUCAAGUGCGGCAGGUACUAAAAGUGGCACGUUAUGCUUCCAAAAAUGGCUGUUUUGAAAUACCAAGUAACCAGUUACUUUCUGAUGACUUUGUAUAGAACUUGAUGUAUAUGAGUCAGAAUUAUUCUGCACUGAUUCCGUACAUUGUAACUUUGAACACUUAUGAUGUAUUUUGAUUAGUGAAGUGUAAAUUUGUUUGCAUAUUUGAAUUCUAAUCUUAAUUUAGGAAGUCUAAAGGUAGCCAUUUUUGUAAAGUUAGUAUGCUGGUUUUUUUAAUGUUAUCUUGGUUUUUAGUAUUUGAAUAGUAGUGAAGUUACUAGUAAAAGAUUUAUACACAAAGCAUAGAACUAUUACCUGUUCAAAAGCCUAACCGAUAGGCAUAUUUUAUAUUUCAUACUGCACUUGUUUUGUUUCAUAUUGGACUUUUGGACUUUUUACAUCUCUUUUUUAAGAAAAAAAAGACACACUUGUUUUUUUGUUUUUUGUUUUUUUUUAGCAUAAACCUCCACAUUGUAAAACAAAACUGUGUUCAUAUGGUUAGCAAAACACACAUUGCCACCAAAGCUAAGCGGAAAUGUAAAAUACCUCUAGACGCGUGUGCCAAUGAACUCUUCUUAGCAUAUUGGGAUUAAAGCAAAAAUAAUUUUUCAGUAUUUUCCAUGUAGGACUUAUACUAAAUAUGUAAAUCCUCACAACUUAUAUUCUGUACACUAAUUUUUCUUUGAAAAUAUACAAAACUUAUAGCACAGUCAUAUCCUAUUUCAUCUGAUUUCUGAAAUAAUGUUCUCUGAUUUGGGGCAUAAAAGUUAGUUUACCCAAUAAUGAUCUUUCAGUAAUUAGUUGAGGUAAUCAUUUGAAGCAGUUUUACUUUAGAUUCAUUCUGUGACGUGAAACUAAAAAUUUGUUGCACAGAUCGUUUUUAGUGCAGGCGUCUCUCUUGCUUAUGCAGUGAAAGUUUAUAGAAUUUGCUGUCUGUGUAUUUCCAUUCAGUCCCUUCAUACAGUGACAUGUUUCACAGGAGAAAAGUGUCCACUGGAGCCUGACGUAGUGCAAUGAGGUAAAUAUUUUUAAAUGCACAUCUGAAAGGAAAAUAUUUUAAAAAUCAAGGUGUUAAUGCUGAAGUGUUAAUAUUGGUAAAGUGUUGUACUCUUGAGAGAAAAGUAGAAAUAUGAUAAACUCAAAAACUGUGAAUUUUACCUGGUUAAAAUUCUUUAGUUUCUCCCCUGUACAAAUUCUCGAAGGGAGUUUUAGUUCCUCAUGUUACAGUACUUCCCUUAACGUCACUUGCCGUUCCUGUGCCUCACGAUGCUGGUGCAGUUCGCCCGGGCAGCCUUGGAAGUAAAGAGGCAGCUGAGAAAGCCAAAUAUGAAACUGUUUAGCAUUGAUUUAGUGACAGUUUAUCCGAUAAUCUGGUGGGGACUGUGGAUGUUAGUAAAAAGAUGACUUAAAAAUUAAGUGAACUCUGUAUUUUGGAAUGAGUUUGUCCUUUGUGUUGAAUAAUUUUAUCCUAAGUAGGUGAUGCCUGUAUUUAACAUAACCAUACUUUCUCCAUAAUCAAAUAUAUAUUUAUUUGAAUAUUGGUAGAAAUAACCUUCUCUUCCUCUGCUGUGAAGGGGAAAAACUCCAGUUUUUAGUGUAUAUAAAUUAGGAAAUUGUAUUGUAUAUUUACAUUUUUUAAAAUACAAAAAUGACUUAAAUAUGUUAUUUUUAAGUGAUUGUAUUGUGGUUUUUUCAACUUAUGACUAACUAAAUGUAGCAAUGUACCCAUGAGAAACCAGACCAAAAUUGAAUGCAUAUUAUUAUCACUGUGACCUUGAACUUAUAGUCGUUGGAGAUAAAAUAGACUGUGCCUUAAAAUGAUGAAGGAAUGCCCUGCAAUUUUAUAACUGUGUAUUUUAUUAUGGGUGGUCUUCUCAAAUUGGCCCCAACUCCUUUUUUUAUUUUUUUGAGGUUGGCGAAGUAAAAAAUUUAAAUAAAAGUAUUUCCCUAAGUAUUUGCAGAACUUUUGCUCUAAAGGCAGCUCUUAACUUUCAGAGUCUCAUUUCAAAUUAAAAUUGACUUAUACUUUACAGAUACAGAAGUUUAUGUGUGGCAAAAGUUUAUGAAAAUACUUUUUAGGAAGAUGGUGGUGACACUUCUGUUCUGAAUUUAUUAUACGUGGAAAGAUUAAUCUUCAGUGUAGUUUUUUGUCUUUUUUAAUAAAUAUCAAGACAAAUUCUCCCCUAAGCCACAAGGAAAAAGUACAAACUUUUUUUCCCUCAGAUUAUUGAGGUUUAUAUUUAGGUGUAAGGUAAAGUAAUUUAACUGAAUAAUGAUUUUUCAGUAAACUAAAAUUCAUGUAGUAUCUUUUUAAAUAUUAUUUUCCCCUUUUCUGUUUUUCUUUUUCUUUCCUAAUUAUUUUUAAGAUUUGAGAGAACUGGCUGCAGUUUUGCUUGUUUCUCUAAUGUAAAGGCUUGCAUUUUUACAAUGCUUAUUUAAAAUUCUGGAUAUAAUUUCUAUUAAAACAAAUUAUUGCAUUCAUAGAAUGUUCAUGGUCUCUGCCAAAAGAAGCCCACAUCUCUCAUAAAUUGUUGUAUUUUAAUUUUGAAUGUAAAUGUAACACAUCUCUUUCUUCCCAUUUUGUGUUCACUACCUUCCCAUAAAGACGUAAGUACAGGUUUCUCUAAAAGUACGCAGAAACAAAGCAAGUCUCUCCUUACAGCGUGGUUCGACUGACUUGGAAGUAGUUUGGGCGAGGGUAUGUAACCAAAUAAUGGCUGUUAACCUACGUCAGUGUUUGUAUUACAAUUAAAAGCUUAUAGAAGAUAAACUGUGUUAUGCUGAGUUGGACUCAGUGUUCAUUUAUCUGCAAAUUGAUCAUUUUGUUCUCAUCUAGAAAAUGCAAUGAAUAGUAACAAUAAGUACAAAGAAAUCUGUCCUAUAGUGUAUACUGAAAAAUACUGUCACCUUGCAGCUCUUUCAUUUAAACAUGCAUGAUAUUUUCCAGCUUUGUACAGUAUAUGGUGUGCUAAAUAUAUUUAUGUGUAAUUUUCUGUGUAUUUUGGUAUGGUAUAUAAUUAACAUUAUGACAUUAACUGGUUGUAAUUCACAAAAUGCAAUUUAUUGUACUCUGUAGAGUGGUGAAUGUUUUUAUCUGUGUUUCAACAUUAUGGUGUGGGGUUUAACAGGUGAAUAUUUGCCCUAAGUCUCUGCUCAGGUAUUAAUGUGUAGCAAUUUUUGGUGCUUUCUUUCCAAUCUGUCAUAAUCGGGUGUUCUGAAUGUUCAACAAUAAAUCUGGUGAA